Topomyia yanbarensis is the source of this 6879-nucleotide messenger RNA. RefSeq names its product nephrin. NCBI's taxonomy places the organism in Eukaryota, Metazoa, Arthropoda, Insecta, Diptera, Culicidae. Bases 2420 to 5338 code for a protein of 972 amino acids. Gene Ontology annotation, molecular function: protein binding. The record is from RefSeq and is a predicted model, not a curated record. The transcript has 19 exons.
AGCGAUUCGGUUCGCUGUCGUUUCGUUUAACCCGCGCGUCGAUAAUCCUAUAGGUCGGUGUCAGUAGAACAGAACAGAACCUGUCCCAUUCCAUGCCAUAAGUGGUGGUUUAUUCGGUGGUUGCUCGCGUGUGAAUUCCGACGGUGAAAUACUAGUAGUGCGUGUGGUAUCACCCCCUCCUCGCCGUGUGCCGUGUCAUGUUUUGGCGGAAGGAUAACGUUUGCAUCGCCUACUACCCCAAACAGAAGCAAGUGUGAGGAACAAAACAAAUAGUGAAAAAAAACAGGAAAAAGCUAACAAACGAAACUCACCUGGUUGGAGUGGUUUAGUGAUGUAUGGAUUUUUUUUUGUAUUUCGUCGUAUGUUUUGCUCGGUCACCCAGGGUUAAUCGAUUAAUGCUGGUGAGUAGAGCAUGGCACGUGGAGGCCGAAACGAGUGCGGUGUGAUGCAGAGGAUAAAUUAUGUCAGGAUAACAGGAUUACUUGUGGUUCACUAAGCCGUUCUUGUUGUUGCUGCUGCUGUUGUUUUUUUACCGUUGUGCUCUAGUUUUGAAGGAAGUCUCGAAAAAGUUUAAGGGAUAGUGAAUUAAUGGAGGUGGAUAGUGUCCAGUACUCCCCCAGUACAGCCGAUCGAUUUAUAUAAUUGAGUGAUGAUUAUCGGCAGUGAGGUGAAGUGGCUUCUCGUUCAUCAACGCAAAUUACUGUGAGCUGUUUAGUUCGCGGCCAAGCCUGAGUGCAGUGAUCAAUGCAUAAUUGAAUUGAUUUCGAGUUUCCCUACUCGUUCAGAGAGAGCGUCAGUGUAAGUGAUAGCAUCAUUAAAAAAAUAUCAAUGAAAUUUGAAUGAUUAAUCGGAUUUCCGCAGCUGUGGGAUGUGUCGAUGAAAAAGAAAAAUCCUCGAACAAAAAAGGCCUGUUGAACAACGGAACCACACAGUAUCGUUUGGUGUGCAGUGCAUACAAUAUAUUCAUAAGCACGACCGUUUAAUUAUGGUAAUUGAAAAGCGAAAUCCGCGGGGUAGUGAAAAUUGACAUGCAAACAGGUGGAGCAAAUUAAAACCCCAAAACAUACACAUGAAAGGUCAUCCAAUAAAGAAGCAUCACAAAAGCCCAGUAACUACAACAGGGAAUACGUACUGAAAGGGAACACACCCACCUACACCUACUAGUUACUAGUACAACAACAGUACCGAGCGGAAAUUGGUAACCGGCUGCUAGUUCGCCUGCUGUGUAAUGACACACGCACGCAGUAGGCCAACCGACCUACCUACCUACCUAUUUAUCCAUCAGUGAGUGAGUGGCCGAAGUUAUUGUCAGUGAAGUGGAAACAAAAAUCGUCACACAGUGAAUUAUUCAGCGUUGCAGCACCACGUGAACAGAUGUUUUCUGCCAUAUGUGCCAUAUCAAGCUGAACAGCGUGUGUCGUCGGGUUAGUAGGCUGUGAGUUUUUAUACCGAUUGGAUUCCUGUGCCAUCGAAUGGGAGCGGGAGUGCGAUUGAUGCUUGGAUAUUGGAUAAACAACUCUCGGAAGGAUCUGUAUCCCCAGCUUCGAUAGGAUUUCGAACCCGAUUGAAACCAGGCGAACCACGACGGGCGGCGAAGAUUUAGUUUAAACAACCACGACGCAUAAAUUGGGUGUCGCCGCGCAUUUACAUCCGUCGUCGUACCAUACCCGAGAGCCAAGGUUCGGAAGUAGAACUCUAGCGAAUGAAUAUUUAAAAAGAACCGAAUAAAUGUACCCGACGAAAGGCUGCAGCGCCAAAAAAAAACACUGAACCCUAAUGGAACACUAAUCAACCGUGGAGGAUUGGAAGGAUUUGUGGGACCCUUUUCAGGUUUCGGCUUGAAUCGAUAAGGGGAAAGGUUUUCCUAGUGUUUCCGGAAUGUGUUUGAAGUAAAGGGAAACUCCUAAUGGAUCGGCUCCAAUGUGAUUGGGCUGCAAAUGUAUCCUGAAAAAGGAAGUUUUCCCGUACCGAAAUAGGAAGUGAGUGGAUUUUGCGGAAGAAAUUUAUAAAUAACUGCGUUUCCACGUCCGGUGAAACAAAAAGCGUGCUCCGUGAUCGAACCGUGAAAAGAAGGAUCCGGAACGACCAGCCGGACGCACGAUAGGUGCAAAUGAAAUUGUACAGAAAUGUGCUCGCUAACAUCAGUGGGGUGAAAAAACGUAAGAAAAAAUACCAUUAAUUUUCAGCAGCAGGAUAAGAAAAACAAAGCCCAACCCUAGGCGUAAGCUCAAGGUCGACCGGAUAGCUCCCUCCAAUGCCGGGGGACCAGAGAAAGUAUAUUAAAUCAUUGUUCCAUUCGUCGUAGAUGUGAUUUCAGUUGUUCGUUCGUUUUUUGUUCAGUGGAAAAGUGUGUUUGUGAAAAAAGAAAAGUGAAAUCCGUAGAAAAAUCUGCCAUUCAGAGUCACGUGAAGAAAGCAUAAUGGCGAGAUACGUGACAAGGCAGAAUUAUUAUUUAUGGUGCAUCGUUUGCCUCGUUGGGAUGCUGGAACUCGGCGAUGUAAGUCGGGGGAGUGCCCAAGGCAGUGCCCUCGUAGAAGCCAGCACCGUCAUCGGCGAUGAGAAUGGUCCACUAUUUGAAGUACAAACAGCUGUCGGACUGGACGUAUCGCUGCCGUGCGAUCUGCUGCCGAUCACGAUGAUGAUGAUGACCGACAAGGUGACCCUGGUCAUCUGGUAUAAGGAAGGCAACAGCAAGCCCAUUUACUCAUUCGACGCCAGGGGGAAGAGCCUACAACAGGCGAUCCACUGGUCGGACGAGGCAGUGCUCAAAUCGAAGGCGUACUUCUACUACGAGACCAAUCCGCCGGCGCUUCGGAUAAAGAACAUCAAACAGGAGGAUGCCGGCUUGUACAGAUGCCGAGUGGACUUUCAAAAGUCACCAACGAAAAACUGCAGGAUAGAUCUGGACGUGCUGGUUCCCCCCUCGAAGGUAACCAUCCUAGAUGAGCUGGGAGCGGCCGUCCAGAAUAAUCUUGUCGGUCCCUACCGGGAAAAUGCCGACAUCAACCUUACCUGCGUAUCCAGCGGGGGAAUUCCGACCCCGAAGGUGACCUGGUGGAAGGAGCAUGCCCUGCUGGACGAUUCCUUUCUGGUGCUCCCGGAUGGAACGGUUAAAAACGUUCUCUACCUGGAGAAGCUAACUCGCGGCGAUUUACAUUCGAUUUAUACGUGCCAAGCUAGCAACGGACAUGUAGUGCCACCGCUUUCCACUGCUGUCAAAUUAGAUAUGAAAUUGCCACCACUAUUCAUCAGCAUGCAGGGCCUACGGGAGAGCCUGACGGCCGGGAUCAAGACACAGGUCUCCUGUCUCACCGCUGGCAGCCGACCGGCGCCGAGCAUCGUAUGGAACAAGGGCACAUCCAUCAUCCGGGGAUCGUCCCAAACGACAUCCAACGAUGGAAACGUGACCGUUUCGGAGCUAGUAUUUGUACCCGGACCGGAAGAUAAUGAAAAAUCAAUUACAUGCUCAAUUAGCUACAGCGAAUUCGGGGAAGCAGCGAUCCAUCUCAAAGACUCUCAGGUGCUGGACGUCAAGCAUGUACCGGUGAUUUCGCUGUCGCUCGGGGCGCCACUCAACUCCCAGAACCUGAUGGAGGGAUCCGACGUGUACCUGGAAUGCGACAUCAAAGCGAACCCGGCGGCGAAAAAGAUCGAAUGGUUUCAUAAUAACAAACUGCUACAAUCAGCGCGCGGCAUAAUCAUCUCCAAUCAGACGCUGGUGCUGCAGACCAUCACGAAGGCAACCCACGGCGAGUACAUGUGCAGAGCGGCCAACACGCUCGGAACUGUCAACAGCAAUCAGCUCUAUUUGGAUAUCAAAUAUCCGCCCGUUUGCAAAUCCGAAGCACAAAUAAUACGUGCCGCUGUAAAGCAAACAGUUAACAUCAGUUGCGAUAUCGACGCUAAUCCGAUGCCCAACCUGCUCUUUAGGUGGCAGUUUAAUAACUCCCUGGAAAACCUGCUCGAACUGCCGCCCUACACAAACGUUGAGUCGGAAUCGCAUCAUCAGCUAUCCCAGUCCGAACCGGAACUAGGAUCCCACGGGGACCAUCCCCAUCACCAUCAUCAUUCGUCGUCGUCGUCAUCGUCAUCAUCAUCUUCUUCCUCUACUAGUAGUAGCAGUGGAACCAGUCACAAUCUCCUGGUCGGUCCGAACCUUGAGGAAAUGGUGCGUAGAAAGCUGGAACGGCAACAGCAGCCCCCGAAGGCGGCCCUGGUCGAUGGUCAGCUGUACAUGUACCGGAUCGAGUCGUUCACCAACUUCGGAACGAUUACCUGCACGGCCACCAACUCGUACGGUCAGAGUGGCCAUUGCCUCUAUCAUAUCCUGGUGGCAGAUGUACCUGAUCCAAUUAAAAGUUGCACAAUAUCAAAUGUGACCGCUUACACGGUGCACGUGUCCUGCAUCGGCGGCAAGGAUGGGGGUAUUCCGCAGCAGUUCCACGUUGACAUUUUUGACGAACACUCGAAAAAACUCCUCUUCAGUAUCACGUUCCACGGCUCAGAGAUGCUACUCAAAAAGCUCCCCAGUGACACGAAGUUCAUCAUCAAGAUCACACCGUUCAAUCUGCAGGGCACGGCGCCGACCAGCUACCGUGUCAAAGCUCAGACCCUGCCGGCACCGCUGCUGCGUACCGCUCCCUCGAAAGCAGUUCUGGUUCAGCUGACGCCGCUUCUGGGAGCACUGGUGGGAGCCGCAAUCACGCUCUUCCUCGUCGCUAUCUGUAUCAUCAUUUUUGUGAAGUUCAAGACGAAGAAAAAGCAUCACCCGACGGCAACGACCGAACAGGACAAAGGCAGUGCCGAGCCGUUAAGCCGAAACAUCGGGAGUCACUCCAGCAUCGAUGACAAAAAUCCGGACGUGAUACCGCACGAGAACAGCGAGGACGACGAGGAGAAACAGUUCGAGCGGUUGGUGCUGGACACGGACCGGUUGAAGUUCACCCAGCCUACUGUGAGCUUUUCGCCGACGACGACGCACCUGUCGCCCACCGGGAAUGGACUGAAAAAACAGUUCGGUGAACUCUCGCUGACGACCAACCCGAGCUACGCGAUCUACAACUCGCCGGUGCGGAGUGUCUACAGCAGCACCUGCAAUCCGGCCGGUGCGACAACCGCGACCGUGCUGCCAGUGCGGACGACAUCGCCGAACAUCUACACGAGGCUGCCUUUGCGGGACUUUACGCCCGGUACGUACGACAGCAUGCUCAGCACGUCCCAGACGUCGUCGUCGUCGGGUGGUGGCGGCAGCAGUGGCUACGCGACGUCUCAAAUCUACACCGCCAAGAUGCCACUGCUGACGACGAACUACGCCGAGCUGGCAUCACUGGACAAAUGAUAGCAGUAAGCGGGGUGCGGUUUUGCAGAAUCGACUUCCAUGACAACCGUCGCUCUAGGAGAGGAUGGUCAAACAAACAAACAUACACAGACAUACAGACAGUGUUCACCAUUGGUCAAUUCGAACUCAUUAAAAACCUUCCAACGAGAUGGGAGCUUCUUGCCAUACGAGUACAUUAGAUCACCAUCAAAUUCAUCGUUCGUAACAAGCUAGUUAGGAAGCCGUAGGUAAGCUUUUUAUUUUAAAAACUGAUCGAUAGAGUUUAAUUGCAAAGUACUGUACAUAGCUAGAGUCCCAAUUUCGGUACUAGUUUGUAGACUAGCUAAAUUAUCGUUAAACAGAUGUAUAAUAAAGAAAAAAGGGGUUUAAAUGGUCAACAAAAAGGCUACAAACCAAUCAGUACCACUAUAUAUGGCAAAUUGUUAAACAAUUUGACUGGUUUUAUUGUUGGUCCACCGCUUCCCCCGCCCCCACACAAUGUGAUUUCGGUUAGAGUUCAGAACCUUUUUCUAGUGACAGCAGAGGCCAUAAAACUUGUGCAAACACACAGGGCAGAAGAAUCAUACAUAUAUUCGUCGUUAUCAACGCCUACCUAGUUUAAGUCAACAGAUAGAUCCAACGUAUCGAAAUCCCUUUAUUUACACUAGGCAUCUACAGUUUUUACCCAGCCUGCUGUGUUGGAUUGAGAGCUCAGAAUAAAAAAAUACUGUGCACGAUUAUUUCGAUUUUUAUUUGUCCUAUCAUUUUCGGUCAAGAUAUCGAACAGGGUCUUUUAUUUUUUUCUCUUGUCAAGGGGUAAGUUGUAGCGAAGUGAAACGGAUGAGAAUAGGAAAACAAAACAGGGAAUAGUUCAAUAAAUACACUAACAAAAAUAAGAAAGCAAAUAUCGCACCACAAACAGACAAACCGACACCGGAACGGAAAGGAUGAGGGUAUCGCGACCGAAGGGCAAGUCAAUAAAAGCAACCAACUCCAUAUCAUUUCAUAUCAAUAAUGAAAAAUGAAUAAACAGCUCUGGUGAAGUGAUAAGCGUUCGGUGGAUGGAUAGACGGCUAGUUCAUGGUGAUUGCACCCGCGUUUUAUAACAUGAUUUUAUUGUCCGCGCUGCAAUGGGCAUAUUUCGCUCCAUCUCCGCGGGGCUGUUUGACAAGGACAUGGACCAAAUAAGUACGUAGGCGUGUCUCGUGGGAGCUGGAAUCCCAGUUUGUGUUAUCUAUACGAACGAUAUGAACCGCUGGAACGAAAGAAAGAAGUACAAAACAACGUCAACGUCUCUAUUUACCUUGGCUCAAAUUGAAAGCAUCAAGGAGUGAGUUUACGGGUCCGUUCACGAUGUCGUAAUCGCUCCAAAGUGCCAUACUUUGUCAAUAUUGUCUCGAUCGAGGCGACUGUUCCAAAGGCAGACAGACGGUGUAUGGUUGUAGCUAUUCGUUUAGUGUCUAGCGGGGGGAUAGAGAGAAACAGAGAAUUCAACUGGGAAUCGCUUGAUGCUACUGUAAUUGCCCCCCCUUAAACAAGAGCAAGACUGCACACAUGCCAUC